GACCUGCAACGAUUCAAUUGUUCUCACUGUGUUGCAACCUCUACAGUCGCCUAAAUCUGCCUUCAUAAGUGCAGCCAAGAAAGCUCGACUGCGAUCCAAUCCCCCCAAAGUGCGCUUUUCUGAGCAAGUGUCCAUCAGUGACCCAGACUCAACCAUGCUUAAGGACGACUCGUUGCUACUUAUACCCAAUGUGUUAAAGGUGUUCCUGGAAAAUGGGCAAAUCAAGUCCUUCACUUUUGACAGCCGCACUACGGUCAGGGAUGUCAUAUCCUCGCUUCAAGACCGUCUCUCUCUACGCUACAUUGAGCAUUUUGCUUUGGUUUUGGAGUCUGGUGGGCUCGAUCACAAACAGAGACUGCACCUGCUACAGGAAAGUCAACCGCUGUCUCAUGUGGUACAUAGAACCUAUUUCCAAGGGAUGCGAUGUCUAUUCCGGAUUUGCUUCUUCCCCAAAGACCCUGCUGACUUACUGAGGAGGGAUCCUGCUGCAUUUGAGUACCUCUACAUACAGAGUCGCAAUGAUGUAAUCAAGGAGCGAUUCGGAGUGGACUGGAAAUCUGAUGUAACUCUCAAGCUGGCAGCUCUCCACAUUUACAUCACUGUGUCAGUAGCAAGACCAAAUCAGAAGAUCUCCCUCAAGCAUGUGGAGAAAGAAUGGGGUCUGGAACCUUUCCUUCCGCUUACCUUGUUGCCAACUGUCAAGGAGAAGAACGUCUGCAAAAGCCUUUCCCAACUUCUCAAGACUUAUCAGCACCCUCCACCUGCUGGUAACAAGGUGCCACCUCUUCAAGGAAAGUUACAGUACAUUCGUGUGCUGAAUGACCUUCCACCAUUUGGAGGCUUGUUGUUUCAUACAGUUGGACUGGAUGAAAAACAUACAGCCACUACACUGUUGGUUGGGCCUAGACAUGGCAUCAGUCAUGUCAUUGAUCUGAAAAAUAACCUUACAACAGUUUUGGCUGAAUUCAGCCGUGUAGCAAAGGUGCAGCUCUUUCGGGAGCACCAAGGGGUAGCCCGUGUAGAAGUGGCUAUCCUUGAGGCUAAGCCCCUGGUCUUGCUGAUGGAGUGGCCUGAUGCAUCAAACUUUGCCUGUUUGAUUUCGGGGUAUUACAAGCUAUUUGUUGAUCCCAAAAGGACGAUUUACUACAGGACACCUGGUCAGUCUCAUAUGAUCAAGGCAGAUUUCAGAAGCCCCCAUCCUCAUUCCCGCUCUGGGGCCUCUGUGUCAAGUAGCAGUCGACGUGAAGAGAGAGAGAGUUUGUCAAGAGAGGUGUCACAAAAAAUACCAGCACCACCACCACCAUCACAACACCUUGGCCUCUGUCACAUACAUUUAAAAGAGCAGCAGCAGCUGCAAGAGCUCCAAAUGCAGGCAGAGGAGCAACUGGAUAUCAAUGAGAACUUAAUAUCAAAGUCACAGAACCGCUCACGUGCCAAGUCCGAUCCCACCAUCAAAAGCAUUGAAUCACUGGCUGAUACAGAGAGCCCAACUCAAGACAGCUCAGGCUUCAGAGGCAGGGCAAAAACAAUGGAGAACUCAAAGCGUACAACAAGAUUCUUCUGUGACUCUUGCAAGGCAAAACUUAAGGCUGGGGGCAUGAUGACAGAAAAAGGCAUAUCUGGGAAGUAUGCUUUGCAAUGCAUAAAUGGCUGUGCUUCGUGUGAAGGUGGAGCUGUUGAUCUCAUGGCUCUUCCUCCUCCUGGAAGUGAGGAGGAUGAGGAGAUUGAGGAUGGAGGAGGAAAGCUGCAACCUCCUCCUCCUGCAAUAGCGGCACCACCUCCAGGGUUUCGGGAUAAUAGCUCAGAUGAAGAUGACGCUAAAAAGAAUCGCAAGGUUGCUUCCAUCACUGGUGCGGCUGCAGCAUCUCGGGCAGAUACCCAUGAGAAAGUACCUGUGACAUUAAUUGAUAAUGUCGCACCAAGGACGGUCCGAGAUCAUGCUCAGGAGCUAGAUGAUGCUUUAGUGUCUACUCUGCAGGCCCUUGAAGCACUAGCUGCAUCAGAGGACUACCCUCAUCAGCAGCAACAGACUCCACAGACAGCAGGGUUGAUUGUUCUGGCAGCCAUAACUCCAGAAUCUUCACUCGACUCAGGACAUGAGACCAACUCAUCAGAGCUAACCGAUGUAUCGGAAAUGGUUUCUGCUAUGAAGCACCAUCAAAAUCAGGCCUAUCUUUUGGCCCACCACAUUAACAAGGACCGCAUAUUUAGUCGACGCGACUUUCCUUUGACAAUUCCAGGAUGCACAACACAAGCAAUUGGAGGAGGGGCAUUUUCUGUAGGCCAAAUCCGUGGUGGUUGUCCACCUAGGUCUGUGAUCCUUAGUAAAACUGUUCCAUUAAAGGUCAGUUCUAGUCAGGGGACUGCAUCCCCUAGAGCUCUAGUGGAGCCAGGUAAAAGUGAAGAUGUGUUAAAUAAUGAACAAGAUUCUGAGAAACCUAAAGAGAGCUCUGUAGAACAUACUACAGGAGAGAAAUUAAAAACCCCUAAACAAGAGGACACUUCUGAUAUUAAGAAAGAGUGUAAACUUACCUCUAAUGUCUCUGAAACUGUAAAAGAGAAAAGCCCUAACCACACAAUCCCAGAAACUACCAAUAAAGCCUUACCUGCUUCCUUGCCUGUGGACAAAAAUGCAUCUGCCAAAAUUUCCCCAACAAAGGUAUGCCAAGAUGUUGAGGCUCCCUUAAGUGAAACAGAUAAGCCUUCAAGUUCAAAAGGUCUACUGCCAGUUGAUGACUUAUUCUGCACAUGUCCAGUUCGAUCAGAACCAGGGCAACAAGUGAAACUGAAGGACCAACCAACCCAAAAGAUAGUGUUGCACUCAUCCUCUCCCACUGAUGAUAAACGACCCUGUGCCAAAGGACUACAGUUAUCUACCAACAAAGACAGCACUGUUCAGACUGCUGAUAUAAACCUAACUAAGCCUAAAGUCCUACCCCAAGCCAAGUACUCCCCAGUAGUGCCUGUGAAAAUUGAAGGGAAAGAUGUGCCUGAUGUCACGCCAGAAAGCUCCAAAUGUACAGUCCUUGGUGAGCAACAGAAAAACACUACAAGUGUACCAGUCCUGGUAAACACAACACAUGUUUUAAGCUGUGGAGAAAAAGGGGCUACAAUUCCAGGAGCAGAAUUUAAAAAGCAAGCAAACAGCAAAGCCAAGUCCCAGCGUAGUGCUCCAUUUCUAAGUAUUAAAAAUCUAAUUUCGGCUACAUUUCCUGCCCGGCUUCGUCGGGAAACAGAUGAACGUCGUGCACAGCUCCAGAAAGUGAGGCAGUAUGAACUAGAGUUCCUGGAGGAGCUUCUAAAGCCCAAGACAUCACAGGGAGAGUUCUUGUCCCAAGGGUCAUCUCCCAUCCCAUCAGGUACUCCAUGUUCAUGUCAGCUACGCACAAGUCCAGUGCAGAAAGUCCCUGGCAUUUCACGAGAGCAAAGACGUAGCUGUGACUGCAAGAGGAUGUGUAGGGCAAUGCGUCUCCCUGAUACUCCAGUAGGUUCUGCAGUGGAGCACAGAGGCAGAGAGAGAACCAUCUCCAAAACUCCCCCUGCAAAAUCCAAAUCACCACAUUUUCAAGGGACUGCUACACAACCUCAGACUUUGGAGAUCAAAACCACACGAAUUCGUUCUACAAGCCUGGAGUCAAGAGAACUCAGCGAUACACAUACAUCAUGUUUACCUACCUGCACCUCCCAUUCAGAAUGUACUGGAGCCCCACACUACAAAAAACUACAAAGACGAUACAGCAUAGGGGAAAUAGACAAUGACAGCACACCCCUUUAUGCUGAGGUUAAAACCAAAACAAAAAGUCUGGAGAAAGAAAUGGAACGUGUCAGGGCUACAGGCCUACGACUUCCUACUCCAGUAGAACCUAUUCAUACUCAAGGUGUAGAAUCCAAAAAGAAAGGAGUAUUCUUUAUCCAGGGUGAAGAACUUGUUCGUCAGGGUCGGGACGGAACCACUGAGGUUUUACUUGGUUUAAAUGAAGAGAAUGAAGACAGGGAAAAAUGUUGCUCCUUUUGUUUCUGUUAUCGCAAGUGUGAGGCUGCUGAUGAGAGCAGCGAAAAAGAUGAACUUUCAUAUUCCAUACCCCUACAAGUCUUGCCAGGAAUGCAGCUAGAUUCAAGAGCUAUGCCAGUUGUCAGCAAGACAUUGCAGGUCCUUGAUGCUGAGGACUGCAGUGGAGAGGAAGAAGAAGAGGAGGAGGAACCACAGACACAGGAGAUUGACCUGCGGACAUGUGGCAAUUUGGAGACAAGCAUGGCACGAGUGCAGACACUACAGGGAAAAACAUUCUGCUUACCAGAUGGCUUUCUAAAUGCACAACUUGAUGCUAAUGAAUUGCUUUCAAUUUUACGGCAGUGUGCCAACAGUCCCCAGAUAGAAGGUGAACCGCGCAUGCCUCAAGCAAAGUUGGUAGAGUACAAGCAAGAACUUGCAGUCCGCUUCAAGGAGUUCAGGGCCUCAUGUAGAAGAGUGGCAAGUGUUGAAAAAAGUCCCUCACGAAUGUUAAAUGCGGUCACAGCCAGCUUUGAGGUAUUGUGCAGCCUAACUCAGACAUUCAUUCGGUUAGUACGAGGUGUACGAUCUGAAACCCAAAGGCUACAGCUCUUAAGGAAGGUUGAAGAGGUUGCAGUGAACUACACUCUGCUUCUCCGUGCUGCUGAGGAGUCAAUGGGACAUUCUUGCAGCUUACCAACAAAGAGUGCAAGUCUCCCCACCUCCACCAACAUGGGCUCUCUUACUCGUUCCAUCAAAACCUUGCCCAGCAAGUAACAUAUUGUUUUUGCACAAUAUAUCACUUAAGGUAACUCAGCAGUGUUAUACAACACUUUUGGAUGAUCAGUUGUAUUUCUUUUUGACUUACUUUCAUAUUUUUUACAUCCAUGUCUACCAAAUUACAUAAAAUGCCAUGACAUGUUUACAGAAUUGUGGCAGCACAGUUGCUUAACUGUCCAGAAGACAAAGGACCUCUGAGAACCUUGCACUUUGUGCCAGGGAGGGAGAACAAUAGUGCCAUCCAUUGCCCUCUGCUGUAUGGAUGAUCAACAGGGCUACACAGUAAAACCUUACAUAGCGAUUGUUGUCACUGUCGAAUGACUUUUUUCUGUUACCAUUAUAGUUGUUCUUAUGUUUAAAUACAUUAUCAUGUAUAAAUAAAAACAAAUAUUGCAGACAACUAUUACAUAAAUUGAAUAUAUGCCUGGUGCAAACAUAUUUCAGAGAAAUGUUAAGUAGCAGAUUACGUGAAUUAGAUAGUAAAAGCAAUGGUUAUUUGAUGUGCUUGUUUGUACAAUUUUGAUUGUUGUUAUAUGAACUUUUUCUUCCUUUGUUUCAAGAUCACGUUUUGCCCCAUUUCGAUAAAAGUCUAAAUUUACACAUUUGAAAUAAAUGUUCAUGACCCCACAUGGCCCAAUCUUAAGGUGGUGGAACACCUUUUUAGGCCAUACAAUGUAGCAGAGAUCUAAAUUAAAAUUAAUAAAAAUUAUUUUCAUCAUACACUGAGCUUGAACAAAACAAAUUAAAGGGAAAAAAAUAGUUGCUUCAGCAUGCACAAAACACCGUACUUUCACGUAAAAUACUUUUUGUUCACCACAGCUUUGAUAGUUUUAGAAGGAAUAGUGUGAUCAUGGAAGGCUAUGGGAGUCAACAGAAAAACUGUUUGUUAAAUCAGCUCUAUGAUUCAUGCUUGUAUUUAAAAAAAAAAAAUCUAUACACGUAUUGGUGUUAUGACUAAAAAGUUUUGCAUUUCAAGUUUUUGGAAGUUUAGUCCUCAUCUCUAUAUCAAACUUGAAAUGACUUUGAAUUUCCAUGUGGUCAUUGUGCACUCCAGAGUAUAUUAAAGAAGCCCAAAUAAGAGCUUUUAUAUAUUUUAAUAAAAUCAACAGCCUUUUUCUGUCUGAAAACUUCUGUCUCCUGCUCUCGCAAUUUAUAAUCUGAAUAAUCGAACCAUGCCUCUUGUAUAUCACUGUUCUGGUGUCUUGCAUGUUAACAUUUUAAACCUUUAAUGUGAAUUUACAUGGAUGUGUGGAUACUAUGAAGUCAACAAUUUGCUGGAUGACUGUUAUUGGACAAGGCUGAGUAUACAUUAUACUGUUAGUGAAAGGAAAUACAAAACCAAACAUUUAAAGUUAGAUUUUCUCAUAAAACUAUAAAACUGUUCUCUUAUUUAACUAAACUGUUGUAAAGGACGAGAUUGUGCAGCUUAAAACCAUUUUAAAAUGAUUCUAACUGUGCUACAGAUUUAUCCAAAUUCUUCAGUUUUUUAAAAGCAAAAUAUCACAUGGAUGUAUAGUUUAUAAUUUAUAGCAGUAUGUAUCAUAGUUACAUAGUACCUAUAUUUUAACAAAUAUAUUAUAUAUCUAUAUAUCGAUACACAGCAUGUGACCUGUUUAUUUUUAUAAAAACACAUUAAACUGAUAUUCACUCAUGGUUCAGAAAUAUUUUCGACAUUAUAGUUUGGUUGGAUCACCAAAUAUGGCUUGUCCUCAUGUUUCAUUUUUUUCCUUUAUGUAUAUGUAGCCAUCUUAAGUUCUUAUGGGUUUUCUGUCAAUGCGUCUUCCCUCACUGUGUUUUGUCUAUG
Molecule: messenger RNA, 6575 nt
Organism: Clarias gariepinus (North African catfish)
Lineage: Eukaryota; Metazoa; Chordata; Actinopteri; Siluriformes; Clariidae
Gene: frmpd3
Product: FERM and PDZ domain containing 3
Exons: 12
Coding region: 155-4768 (1537 amino acids)
Biological process (GO): signal transduction
Cellular component (GO): cytoskeleton
Source: RefSeq, a predicted model, not a curated record